AUGGACGCCUCCCCCACCGUCCUGGACAGAACUGUGCAAACAGGUCAGGCGGCAACCGUCCAGAACCAAGAUGGUGGAAAAGCACCAAUCCUCACUGAAAACCAAGAUACUUCCAGUAGGAAUGCUGACAAUUUCUAUGAAACCACCCUGGGCUGGAUUUGGUUCCAAGGCUCUGCUCCCAGCGGAGCUGUGCCCUUCUGGAAUGCCUAUGGGAAUAGGUGGGAAUAUCCCUGUAUGGUGGCAGGUUGCUCCGCAGGCUACUAUAGCCCAAGCUAUGGCCCCUACUGUUUCUACCCUUAUGGCAACAAAGAAUACAACACCUCUAAGUUUUGGAUGUUGGUCAAUGGCCAUCAUUUUGAAUCAUUGGGCUGGAAAGCUGAUUCAUAUGGUGGCGUUCCCUCCAAUUCUAUCAAUACCUGUGCAGGUGUAAGACUUUAUGUAGGGAAAAAUAAAUAUGGCUUAGGGAAGGUGGACAGCAAAAAUAAAGCUUUCUUCUUAGGUUACCAGGGCAAAGAGUACUGGUAUAAAUACUAUGAUGUGCUGACCAUUAAUAAAGACUAUAGAUCUCAGAGGAUUAGCAAUGUCAGUUACAUGAUAGAGCAGGGGACAUACAGUACAGAGUCUAUGCUCAUCGUUUCCAGCAAGGUCUCCAACAAUGAAUGUACAUCAGUGAAGAAGAGCACCACCUUGUCAGGGACAGUAAGUUCCGAACGUCAUUGGGAUGUUGGCAUUGCCCUCUCCAGGAGCGUGAACACUAGCAUGACAGCAGGAAUUCCUCAAAUCAUUGGUGCAUCCUGGAGCAUUUCGGCCGAGAAAACAUUCAGCUGGAAUCAGGGCUCUACACAGAGUGAAUCCAUCACAUACACUGAGACGGUAGACCUUGAGGUCCCACCCAAUCACAGUUGUGAAGUGGUCAUGAAAGGCAAAAGAAUGAAAGCAAAUAUUCCAUUCAUGGCCACUGCGACUCGCUACUACUACAGUGGGGAGAAGCGAAUGGCCAGAGUCCAGGGAACCAGUGAUAAUAUAGCUAUUGCACAAGUGCACACAGAGGUGAUGCGCUGUGAGCCCAUUCCCAAUGCAAACCCAUGCGCUGCACAGUAUUAG
Messenger RNA from Varanus komodoensis (Komodo dragon), 1104 nucleotides. Its product is annotated as natterin-3-like. NCBI's taxonomy places the organism in Eukaryota, Metazoa, Chordata, Lepidosauria, Squamata, Varanidae. The transcript is spliced from 2 exons. The coding region runs from base 1 to 1104 and encodes 367 amino acids. The record is from RefSeq and is a predicted model, not a curated record.